This is a messenger RNA of Pochonia chlamydosporia 170, 513 nucleotides long. RefSeq lists its product as hypothetical. Lineage: Eukaryota; Fungi; Ascomycota; Sordariomycetes; Hypocreales; Clavicipitaceae. The coding region runs from base 1 to 513 and encodes 170 amino acids. The transcript has 2 exons. The record is from RefSeq and is a predicted model, not a curated record.
AUGGUACCGGGCGGGCUGGUGUCUACGGAGUGGACGGAAGACUCGUGUUCUUUUUUUGUGUUUGAUCAAGAGCUUCGGCAUCUUUUAGGUAAACGUGCGUAUACAACGGAUGGAGACGUCGAAUAUGCCCCUGCGGACUGGCACGGAGAGGGGGCUUAUCCUGACACACAUGUCAACUUUUAUCUAUUUUAUUUCCAUCUAGAUGCGUAUCAUCAUCCACCACCGCAAAAUGAACCCGUAACCACAAACUACAAUCCUGACACCCGACCAUCAACUCGCCCUCGUCCUCCACGUCCAUCAAGUCCUCCUCCCCGAACAGAUAACCCCUCUCAUUCCCACACCGACAUGACCUGUACCACCGGUCCGUCUCUUCAUCAUACGGCAAGUCAUCCAAAUCUACGUUUUCAACGCCCGUUUGAAACCUCUGCCCUGGCCCACCUCCCGAUAGCGCUUGUGCCUGACGGAGCUGGGCGUCGUACUGUGUUCGUUGCCGUGGCGAGGAUAGCACCGUGA